Messenger RNA from Letharia columbiana, 1239 nucleotides. RefSeq lists its product as uncharacterized. NCBI's taxonomy places the organism in Eukaryota, Fungi, Ascomycota, Lecanoromycetes, Lecanorales, Parmeliaceae. Bases 1 to 1239 code for a protein of 412 amino acids. The transcript has a single exon. The record is from RefSeq and is a predicted model, not a curated record. Gene Ontology annotation, molecular function: protein binding.
AUGGACCUUCAAACUCUUUCCUCUGUACUACCGCCUCCCAGGCCCAGCCUCCUCGGCUUGCCACUCGAGCUCCGUAACGAAAUCUACCGCAACCUCCUCUCCACCGGCCGCAAUCGAAUCGAUCUCGGUCUCGGCCGCGCCCGUUACAGCCUCCAAACGGCCGUCUUGGCCACCAAUCGCCAAAUCCACGACGAAGCCACCGCAGUCCUGCGCGAGAACAGGUUCAUCAACAUCGUCACGUCAUGGACGUCCUUCAAACAGGACAUCCUCGUGCAAGGCAAAUUCCCCAUCAUCGCCGAAGGCGACGACAGAUCCCCGUCCCCGGAGUCCCACAUGCUCGUGGCACUGGACUUCAUGGGCGACGUGGACACCUCGCGCCUGUACGCCUACGUCACCUGCCUGGCCGAUCUGCCCCAUCUCUGCCGACUGCUCUUCUACGCCAGCAGUCUGAGCCCGAACUUCAGCAGCUUGCUGCACGUCACGCUCGCGAUCCGGGACCCGCAGGGGCGGGCGGAGAAGACGGUCGUCCCGAAGGCGCUGCAGGAGGCGCUGAUGAUGCCGUUUGCGGUUUUGAAGGGCCUGCACGGUUUGACGAUCAAAGGGGCCAGGAACAAGGCGGUGGAGAAAGAGCUGAGGAAGGCGAUGGGCGUCCCUAAUCCCACGGCGGCUGAUUACCUUGAGGCGGCGGCAGGGCUCAAAGAUGCCGGUAAUGCUGCCUUCAAGGCGGGGGACUACGCGCUGAGCAUUCGAAUCUACAUCCAGGCUUACGAAGCGAUGCAUUUCAUCGUGGAAGGCAAACGCUUUGCCAUCAUGCUGGACGGCUACUUCGCCUCUAACCCGCUGACCGGAGGCCGCUUCGACGGCCAGCGCGGCGACUUGGUCCGCCACCACCUAGGCUCGCAGCUAAGCUGGAACAUCCUGGCCGCGUACCUGAAGACGGAAGAUUGGGAGCAGGCGUACUUCUGGGGCGAGAGAGCCAUUUCGGACAUCGAGUAUGCGGACGUGCAGCAGAGCAUACUGGAUGGGACGCCGAAUCUUGUCACCGGUGCCGAAAAAGCAAAGGUCUAUUGGAGGAUGGCGGUGGCGAGUCAGGCGUUGGAUAGGAAGCAGGUCUGGGCUAGGAGUCUGAUGAAGGCGUACAUGUUUGCGCCGCAGGACAAGAUCAUCGGGCGCGAGAUGGAGGCGUUGGAGAAACGGUUGCAAAGGCAGGAGUUGGAUCUUCAAGACCUUAAAUCUUGA